Paramecium tetraurelia is the source of this 1371-nucleotide messenger RNA. RefSeq lists its product as uncharacterized. Lineage: Eukaryota; Ciliophora; Oligohymenophorea; Peniculida; Parameciidae. The transcript has 7 exons. The record is from RefSeq and is a predicted model, not a curated record.
AUGUUAAUUUAUAAGAAAGCAACUCCUUAGGAACUAUAAAAGUAUAGGGAUGAUCAAGUGAAGAGUUGGAAAAAGGAGAAGGAUUUGUAACGAUUAACAGAGACCCAAGUCAACUAAAUGAUGGAUUUAUUUCUUUUAUUUGCUAGUCAGCGUACAUUUACAAUAAGAACAAAAGAUGUUGAAGCCUAAAAUACUCUUUUGAGAGUGAAUGAAGAAUCAACUUUAUUUUCGAAUGUAUUAUCAAAAAUGGUUCAGGUUGAUGAGGACCUAAACUUUAUCAAUUUUUUGAAGAUUUAUUUGCAGUGCAUUGGCGAGGCACAACAAGAGGAAUAAUUAAAACAAUUGUUUACAACUCUAACUGCGAAAGGAGCAAUCAAUUUGGAAGACCUAAAGAGACUGGCUUAAGAGUUGGAUCACUACCAUCUCAAAGAGGAAGACUUGAAUGAAAUUAUGAAGGUGAUUUCUGGGGAUGGCAAAGAAAUUACAGAAUAAGAUUUUAUAAGAUUUUAUACAUAGAUAAUAAUUAUGAUAAAAAUUAUAUAUAGGUUUAGUACAUAAUAAAUAAACUAUUACACUAUUCUUGAACUCAAUGCCACAUCUACCUAGAAACAGAUCAAACAAAACUAUCUGAAACUGGCCAAAAUCUAUCAUCCUGAUGUUUACAAGGGAAAUGAUACCAAUAGAUUCAAGCUCAUUUAGGAAGCCUACAACACACUUAAAACUCCAGAAAAACGGCAAUCAUAUGAUCAAACCAUAUUUAAGGAAAGAGCCUUUGCAAAUUAGGAGCGGUCUCAAAGCAGCGAAUCUGAAGAAACUACAUAGAAGAAUGAAUACACAGCUAAACAAACCAAAGAUGGGAUCAAUUUCACUUUCACAAAAAAGGAAUAUAAGGAGGCAACUGAAGAGAAGACUGUUGAGGAGGAUUUUAGAAAAUUUAUGUAGGAACCUCUAAAAAUUAAUCCAGAAGAAGUCAAAGUUUAUGAGAAUAUUGUUGCUAGACAAAUGACAAAGGAACACAAGGCUUAAGAUGAAUUCAUUAUUGCCAAAGAAAACAAAUGGAAAAUCUUCUUUUUCAAAGCACAUCAGAUUGGCUAUGCCUAAUAAGUUAAGGAUUAUAUUAAAGGUAUAAAUUAAUAGUGGCAAUAAAAAAAGAGUGAUACUGACGAGAUGAGAUAAUUGAAAAGGCAAAUGCAAAAGCGUGUUGCUAAUUCGAUUUUGUUCAUUUUUAUUGGGCUCUCUCUACCAUUCUUUUACUCCGCUUUAGCAAGAAGACAGGAAAUCGAUAAAGAUUUUAAAGAAGAUUUAGAUUUUCUUUACAAAGUGGCAGAUCAAAUGGAUUAUCUAGAAAUAUCCACCAGGUUUGUCUAUUGA